This is a messenger RNA of Trichogramma pretiosum, 2768 nucleotides long. Its product is annotated as probable ATP-dependent RNA helicase DDX31. The record is from RefSeq and is a predicted model, not a curated record. Gene Ontology annotation, molecular function: ATP binding; RNA helicase activity; nucleic acid binding. Gene Ontology annotation, biological process: ribosome biogenesis. Gene Ontology annotation, cellular component: nucleus. Bases 118 to 2751 code for a protein of 877 amino acids. NCBI's taxonomy places the organism in Eukaryota, Metazoa, Arthropoda, Insecta, Hymenoptera, Trichogrammatidae. The transcript is spliced from 8 exons.
GCUGCUAGUUGCUACAUUGUAAACACGUGCUUUUUAGGUUAAUCUAUACACAAGUGCACUGUAUUUUUGUAUAGUUUUGACAGGUUCUUUGGAUUUUUUAUACAUAACACGUUAAAAAUGGAUAUUUGUUUAAAUGUCGUGAGUGGAGAGAGAAAAAAGAAAGUAAAGCCAGCUGCAUAUUUUAAAAAAUCAGCAGUGGCAAAAAGCAAAAAAUUUUCUCGGCAGAGAAAUGACGCCGAAGACGCAUUUGUUCCUAACAAUUCUAUUAAGGCAAUUGUCAAUAGAAAGAGAAAAAUUUCCGAUGCUGUCAACACUACAUCAAGUACUCAGCAGCCUGAUGCACAUGUUACUGCAAACUCCAAACCCAUAGUGUCUAAAGUGCAAGAAUCAUCUGCCAAACAACAAGUAACAACGAGUAUUUCUCAAAAUUCCCAACAGAAACAAGAAAGCUCUCAAAAAAUGGAUACAGGCGAUAAAGUUCAAGCUGAUCUUAAAAGAAAGUUUUCGACACCAGAAAACAAAACUGGUCUUAUGUUAAAUGUUAAUCAAGAAUCAGAUGGUGCUCCUCUUAAUAAGAAAAGGAAAUUUGGCACAGAUAGUGCUAAAAGACCUUUUGAAAAAUUUAAUGACAAAACAAGAAGUGACGUACAUGCAAGUGACCAGAAUUCAAAACUUCAUUCAAAAAGUGGUAAAAUAUCUUCUCUGUUUGGAAAUAACCCUAUUGUUCCACACAUAGGUCAACGUUUUGUAAGACCUAUUGAUGAAAAAGUUUUUACUGCUGAAAAAUUCAGUGAUCUUAAUAUUCACCCUCAUGCAGUAGCAAAUUUAGAACAAAAUUUUAAGAUUACUAAGAUGACGACUGUACAGAAAAAAGCAAUACCAGUAAUUAUGUCUGGCAAAGAUGUUUUGAUCAGAUCUCAGACAGGUUCUGGUAAAACUCUUGCUUAUGCCCUACCCAUUAUUGAAAAAUUACAGAGUGUUAGACCAAAGCUACACAGAAAGUGCGGUAUUAAAGCAUUAGUAAUCGUACCAACAAGAGAAUUAGCGCAGCAAACAUACAAUUGCUUUUUAAAAUUAGUCAAGGCAUUUGUUUGGAUAGUUCCUGGUAUUGUAGCUGGAGGAACUAAUAAUCAUAAAGAAAAAGAUAAACUAAGAAAAGGCAUUAAUGUAUUAGUAGCUACUCCUGGAAGGUUAUUAGAUCACAUCAAAUCCACAAAAGCUUUAACGUUGGAUUCUGUUCAAACAUUAGUGUUAGAUGAAGCUGACAGAAUGUUUGAUAUGGGUUAUGAAAAAGAUAUAUCAGCAAUUGUAGAAGCUCUCAAAGGGGCAGAACCAGAAUCCAACAAUUCUGAUUACAAUCCUAUGCAAUUGCUCAAGCAGCAUAUCAAUCCAGAUGAACAAAAAGAGGAUGUUGACAAAGACAUUGUCGGAAAAAAGAAUGAAGACAAACGUGAAGUUGAAGACGAAGAUGAAGACGAAGAUUCUGAAAAAAAGAAGCAGAUAGAAGAGGCUAUAAAACGAUAUCACUCUGGCAGUGAAGAUGAAUCAGACGAUGAAAGCGACAAACUUCAGAAGAAAUCAGUUACUGAUGAUAAAAAAUCUGAAGAAACAGAUGUAUCACCCUCCAAUGAUAAUUUAUUCCGGAGACAAACAAUUCUUUUAUCUGCAACAUUAACCCAAAAAGUGGACAAGCUUGCUGGGUUAACUAUGAAAAAUCCAACAUUUGUUGAUGCUGCUAAAGAUAACAUAGAAGCAGUAAACGGUGAUAUGAGUGAAGUGAAUGAAGACUGGGUAGUACCACAAACUGUAACUCAGAGUUAUAUUGUAACUCCUCCUAAGCUGAGAUUGGUAGCGUUGAGCGCUUUUAUUGCUAGCAAAUUUCAGUCACAGAAAAGUCACAAGAUGUUGGUAUUCAUGGCAACGCGGGGUAUGGUUGAGUUCUAUACAGAAAUUUUGUCUACAGUUCUGUGCGAACCUGACAACGAGGAAUACGGAGUAGGUUUGAAUACUCUGGAUAACGUGCAAUUUUUCAAAUUACACGGAGACAUGGCCCAAAAAGACCGAGACAAAACAUUUAAAGAUUUUUGCGCAGCUGAAAGUGGCGUACUUCUCAGUACGGAUGUCGGAGCUCGCGGCCUCAAUUGGGAAGUCAACACCGUCGUCCAGUACACGGGUCCGACGUCGCUGAGCGACUACGUGCACCGAGCUGGACGCGCGGGACGUGCCGGCGCCUUGGGCUCGGCCGUGAUCUUCCUCGUGCCGUCGGAGGUGGAGUUCGUCCGGUCCCUGGAGAGCCGUCGCAUACGGAUCAAGCAGGACGUGGACGUGGAAGUGAUCCUGAAGGAGCUCAUUGGCCGCUUCACGCAGCAAAACGACUGGAAGGCCGGCGCGACCAACCUGCAGAAUAAGUUCGAGAGUUUGGUACUGGAGAAUAAGGAAUUCAAAACUAUGGCGUUCAACGCUUACACGUCAUGGGUGAGAUUCUACUCGAGUUAUCCGGUCGAGAUGCGCAGCGUCUUCAAUCGCAAGGAGCUCCACCUCGGUCAUUUCGCCAAGAGUUUUGCCCUGAGGGAAACGCCGAGAGAUAUCGGCGGCGCUGCCAAAAAAGACCAAGACAAGAAAAAGACAGAUCAGCGCAAGAGACAUCAAAAACCUAACAACAGAAACGGCAACAACAAAAGACGAGAUUCCAUGGGACAUAAUAACAACAAAGGGCCGAGAAAACAAUUCAACAUGAAAACAUCAGAAUAAUGUUAAUUUGUUCCAAG